This is a messenger RNA of Gadus morhua (Atlantic cod), 1911 nucleotides long. Its product is annotated as ILEI_FAM3C domain-containing protein. The record is from RefSeq and is a predicted model, not a curated record. Bases 861 to 1538 code for a protein of 225 amino acids. The transcript has 7 exons. NCBI's taxonomy places the organism in Eukaryota, Metazoa, Chordata, Actinopteri, Gadiformes, Gadidae.
GUUAAACCAGCCAUCUCCAUGCCAGUUGAAGAGAGAUCUCCUGCAUAGCAGGCGACUGUCAUAUUCAUAUUCAUAUUCAUGUUCUAUGUUCAAUGUUCAUUUUCUUCCGAUUUUACAAUAAACCUAAUUUCUAACAAAAACACCACCACCACGACCCUGCUUCCUUUUCUGGAAGAGCCCAAUAAGCCCCCUAGGUCGGUUUUGGCAAUAGGCUUUGCUACAGAGACAUACUGUUAGGUAUGGGCGUGGAUGCAGGAUGAGGCAUGCAUUUGCAUCCUGGUUUGCAUUUACCCCAAGCAUGACUGGGCUGGGAUUAUCUCCUGGCUAUAAACACAAAGUAACACUUAUCGCUUGCAUUCCCUCGAGUGUCCCAUAAUGACUUGUGAUAUUAUGAUAAAUAAAAUUAUAUUAUACUAUUAUAUAUAACCGUUAUAAGACGCCGAGAAUUGGCGCGCUGCCAGCCGCUGUCACCGAGGGGGAGAGGAGAGUUGACGGAGAAGAUGGCGGUUGACCUAGUUUCAAAGUUAAUACCGUUUACUUAGUCGGUGUGAAAAUGACCACACCCCGGCAACCCUAGUCUGAAUGUUGCAGUCAUGAGAAACAAAGGUGAGCUCAUUUAUUUUUUCAUUUACAUUUAGGGCAUUUAGCAGACGCUUUUAUCCAAAGUGACUUACAUUAGUCAGAAGAAAGAGAACAUAUAUCACUAUAGGUACAGUAAAGAUAUUCAUAGAGACAAGUGCUUAGUAUUUACAAUUGCUAGGAUAAGCCAUUCCCAUACAACAAGGUAGCUUGGUUAAGAUGCUACACAAUACUAAGUACUGGCAAAGAGCACAUUGGAGCGGUCUCAGUCACAUUGCAUUAUGAUGUUUUAUGGUAGGUGUUGUGCUUCUGUAGUUUUAAUUGUGUACAUCGCCACCGUUGCUGCUGCCACUGUGAUGCUGAAGGAAUUCUACCACACCAAAGAAUAUGGAAGAAUCAAAGCUAUUAGGUUUGGCAUUCAAACAAUGAAUCAAUCAAUCAAAAAUGUGAAGAAGUGUGACCUCUCUAAGGAUUGCCCUCUGAGCCACUAUGCACUCCGGAUCAAAAGUGGCGCAGCAAACGCUGUGGGCCCAAGCAUCUGCUUCGAAGGAGACAUUGUUAUGAGUCACGGUUUGAGAAACGUGGGGCCAGGACUCAACAUAGUGCAAGUCCAUGGUAACAACGGAACAAUUAAGAGGUUUGACUGCCUUGAUGCAAAAGAUGGCAUGCCUGGGGACACUUUAACUGACAUGAUAGAAAUUGUUCCAGGGACAAUCGUUUUGGUGGCAUCUUUUGAUGACGUUUCUACAAUGAUGCCAGAGGAGUUGAAGGAUAUAUUGGUUAGAUUAGGAAGCACACUAGUCAAACGGAUCAAAUACAGAGACACUUGGGUUUUCGCCGGUAGUUCUGGCAUGACCAGCCCAUUUGAAGAGCUAACGCCCAACGAUGAGAAGACCAACAAAUAUGGAGGCUGGCCUGCAAUGGCAGAGGUGUCCGGCUGUUUUCCAAGGACGUUUUGAUCAGCGGGAGAAGGUCACAGCGUCAAUUAUUAAGGCUUUAUUCAUAAAUCAGGAAUCAACUUUGGUUAAUGCAGUAAUAAGCAAUAAUUUGAUGUACCAUUAGCUUAUAGGGGUGGUGUGAUAUGGUUAGGGGAAGGGAUGGUUGUCUUAUGAUUAGGGUUCUAAAUAACAUCAAAAAACUUUAGUUAUUAUGAACAACAUUACCUCAGUUAACAUGGACACUAUUAGCAAACAUCAUCACCAUUAGUAGAUGAUUAAACCUGUUACUCAUUUGAUUACUGCAUGAACCAGUGUUAAUAGUUAAUGUAUAAUUAUUAUUUAGUGUUAACGAGACGUAAAAAUUGUGGUUUAUUUAUUAAAAGGGAAAUGUUCA